Molecule: messenger RNA, 2120 nt
Organism: Spizellomyces punctatus DAOM BR117
Lineage: Eukaryota; Fungi; Chytridiomycota; Chytridiomycetes; Spizellomycetales; Spizellomycetaceae
Product: CTP synthase
Exons: 9
Coding region: 127-1977 (616 amino acids)
Biological process (GO): CTP biosynthetic process; pyrimidine nucleobase biosynthetic process
Cellular component (GO): cytoophidium; cytoplasm
Molecular function (GO): CTP synthase activity; identical protein binding
Source: RefSeq, a predicted model, not a curated record
UCUUUCCCGCACUCGUCGGGCAGCCAAGUGAUCGUCAUCCUUGGCUUGUAAAGUGCGGGGACUUGUACAUUUUCCUUCUUGAAAUACACUGUCUUUUAGCCUCUUGCAUUCCAUACCGUUGCAGUUAUGAAGUACAUCCUAGUUACCGGCGGUGUGAUUUCGGGAAUCGGAAAGGGUGUUAUUGCUUCGUCUACUGGUCUCCUAUUGCGCACACGUGGGUUGCGAGUAACCAGCAUAAAAAUCGAUCCCUACUUGAAUAUUGAUGCUGGAACUUUGAGCCCUUUGGACCAUGGUGAAGUAUUUGUUUUGGAUGACGGUGGAGAGGUGGAUUUGGAUCUUGGAAAUUACGAACGUUUCCUCGAUAUCACGCUGACUCGCGAGAACAAUAUCACAACGGGGAAGAUUUACAAAAGCGUUAUUGAGCGCGAGAGAAAAGGAGAUUAUCUUGGCAAAACGGUACAGGUUGUUCCACAUAUCACGAAUGCGAUCCAGGAAUGGGUGGAACGCGUGUCGAAGAUCCCUGUUGAUGAUAGUGGAGAGGAACCAGAUGUCUGCAUUGUCGAACUCGGAGGAACCGUAGGCGAUAUCGAGUCAGCUCCAUUCAUCGAAGCAAUGCGGCAGUUCCAAUUUCGUGUUGGACAUGACAACUUUUGUUUGAUCCAUGUCUCCUUGAUCCCCGUUGUGGGAUCCGUUGGAGAACAAAAAACAAAACCCACCCAGGCUAGUGUUCGCGAUUUGCGCGGUUUGGGUCUGUCGCCAGAUUUGGUCGCGUGCCGUAGCAGCAAACCCCUUGAUGAAGAUGUUAAGGAGAAGAUUUCCAUGUUCUGUCAUGUGGCUAAGGAGAAUGUCAUGGCGGUGCACGAUUGUAAAUCUGUGUAUCAUGUGCCUCUUCUCCUGGAUCAACAAGGAAUGGUGAAUGUCCUGCAAAAACGAUUGGGACUUGUCCCCCGACAGGAUCCGAAAUCUGUUCAUCUCUACUCCAAGUGGAAGGAACUCACGAUGCGUCACGAUCGACUUCACGAUUCGGUCAAUAUCGUUCUCAUUGGAAAAUAUACGCAGUUGAAGGACUCGUACAUUUCGGUUGUGAAGGCAUUGGAGCAUGCGGCACUCUCUUGCAAUCGGAAGCUGGUCAUUGAGUGGGUGGAGGCAUCUGAGCUGGAAACUGCCACCCUUUCUGUUGACCCAAUCAAGUACCACGAAGCUUGGAAAGUGCUUGUCGGUGCCAGUGGUAUCUUGGUGCCUGGUGGCUUUGGUGAGCGUGGAACAGAAGGGAUGAUUGCAGCUGCCAAGUGGGCACGUGAGAACAAGAUUCCAUACCUUGGCAUCUGUCUUGGUAUGCAGAUUGCCGUUAUUGAGUUCGCUCGGAAUGUUUGUGGCCUCGCCAGCGCGAACUCGGCUGAACUGGAUAAGGACACCCCCCAUUCAGUUGUAAUCAACAUGCCCGAAAUCUCGCAAACUAUCCUUGGAGGCACGAUGCGUCUUGGCGAUCGUGCAACCAUCUUCAGCGAAGGUAGUGAGACCUCCAUUACCCGACGCUUGUACGGCAAUCCACAUAUCAUUCACGAACGACACCGUCAUCGCUACGAGGUGAACCCUGAAAAUGUGAAGCAGAUUGAGGAAGCCGGGAUGUCCUUUAUUGGUAAAGAUGACAAAGGAGAACGUAUGAUCAUUGUUGAAAUUAAGGAUCAUCCGUUUUUCGUUGGAACCCAGUUCCAUCCGGAAUACAAAACGCGGCCACUCAAACCCACACCAGUAUUCCUCGGUUUUAUUCUUGCGGCUUCAGGCUUGUUGGAUCAGUAUCUGAGCUCUUUGGAUGGGCCAAAGGAAUCCCGACUAUUGGGCCGAUACCCGAGCGUUGGUGAGAACCUCGAUGUGGUUCAAGAUGAAAACCUGGAGAAGGUGGAGAGGGCGAAUGGUCUGAGGUCUGCAAUUGUGGCAAAUGGAGUGAGUAUCGAGAAGGAUGGUCAUAAAAUAUAGGGAUGUCGUACGCAGAUGGGUUAUAUAUAGUCUUUUUUGUAAAGCUGAGGGUAGUUUCACCUUUUUAUCACACAGUUUCUGUAGCAGAGUUGCGCAGAGAAGGACCACCACACAGAAAAAUAAAACUUUGUUCUCUAAUCUAA